AGGCGGGUUUAUGAAAGCGGAAACCAGCCUGGGCAGUAGAGGAUGCAUGUUGUCCUUGCCUGCUUUAUUUAGGCUAACUUGGAUUAAAACCGGUCCCUGUACUUGGUGGUGGUCAUCUUUUUUUCCUUUUUAAAGGGUUGACUUUAAAAGAGUCUGUUAUGCCUCUUUUUAAAUACUCACCCAAAAUCUGGGAUGCCCUGAAACUGAAGCAGGGCAUCUAUGCUCGCCUUCCCAAACAUUACCUCAAGUCCCUCGAGCAGAAAGAACCCACCCCUGUCCAUUGGAAGCCGUUGGGAGUCCAGUACCGAGCUAACCCAAACACAGGGCAGAAGGAACGGGUGCAGGAUGUCCCGAUCCCCAUCUUCUACCCCCCGCCCUCCCAAGACGGCCUGUGGGGAGGAGAGGGCUUGAUAUCGGGUUUCAGAUACGCCAACGGUGACAAACUGUCGACUCGUCUGAGAAAGACCUGGAAACCCCAGCUGUUCAAGAGGGAGCUGUACAGCGAGAUCCUCGACCACAAGUUUACCAUCACCGUCACAGCACGCACUCUGGACCUCAUCGACGCUGCCUACGGAUUUGACUUUUACAUUCUUAGAGUACCAAAAGAAGACCUUAACUCCAAGCUGGGGAUGGACCUGAAGAGGGCGAUGCUGCUACGCCUAGCACGCAAAGACACAGAGCUUUACCCCAAUGACUCAGUGAGAGAGAAGGUUUACAACAAAUACAAGCAGUUUGAGAUCCCAGAGGAGGAGGCGGAGUGGUUUGGUCUGAGUCUGGAGGAAGCCGUGGAGAAACAGAGGCAGCUUGAGUACAAGGAGCCCGAGCCACUCUUUAAGGCCUGUGUGGACGAGUUGGUGCAGGAGCUGCAAAUCCAAAAAUUCUCGGAACCUCACCUCAUAGAGAAGGAGUGAAGACCUGAACUGUUUUUGCAGCAGCAGAAGAAGAAGAAGAUUUUUCAGACUGAGCAAUGGAGUAAGUUUAACUGUCAGGCUUCUCCAGGAGGUGGUGGGCGUCACAUUUUCAGUUUGGUUCGCUCACCUGGGAGAAUUUUCUACAGUUUCAAACUUAAUUUCCAUCUGGGAGCAACGCAAGCGUGGAAGUGACACAAAUGAAGAGGUCCUGCUGGAGUUAUACUUAUUUAUUUCCCUCUAAGAUACACACAUGACAGAUAUUGUAGAAAUCAAAGGAGGCGUGUCCAUCAGUGUAAAUACUCCCUGACCAGCUGUGAGAUCAGGCCCCUCUGUACAGGAUAUCUAAUCAAAUAAAUGUGUCUCUUUUUUUCUUAAA
This is a messenger RNA of Labrus bergylta (ballan wrasse), 1287 nucleotides long. NCBI's taxonomy places the organism in Eukaryota, Metazoa, Chordata, Actinopteri, Labriformes, Labridae. The record is from RefSeq and is a predicted model, not a curated record.